Messenger RNA from Aedes albopictus (Asian tiger mosquito), 1018 nucleotides. RefSeq lists its product as uncharacterized. The record is from RefSeq and is a predicted model, not a curated record. NCBI's taxonomy places the organism in Eukaryota, Metazoa, Arthropoda, Insecta, Diptera, Culicidae. The transcript has 2 exons. Bases 105 to 905 code for a protein of 266 amino acids.
GAGACUCUAUCAUAUAGCGCCUCGGCUCAAUUCAGCUUAAAGUUCUAGUUCCCGGUUUGUCGUCACAUGCGAAUGUCGAAGAAAUCCGCAAGCAGUGUCAAAAAAUGGUGUCGUGGUCGUGGCCAAAAUCUCCGCGGAUGCCGUUAGGCAGAUUAAUGGUGGUCAUUUGUUUGGCGAUUUUCGGUGGUUUGGCUGAGGCCGUCGUUGAUGUGCCAUCGAACUGUCUUCAGCACACGGAUAUAACGGGGACUUACGAUCAGUACUGGGCGCUGGACGAGAUUGGAAACCAGCGAUCGGAGGACGUCCCGAUCGAUUUCUACAUGUACAUUGAGGUUCGGAACUUCGAGGAGGAGAUCGCGAUGCUGCUUUCGAACAAUGAUCGAUCGUUUGAGUAUCCGGACUUUGCCAGAACGUACGAGAUUCGGCUGGGUAAUGUCUAUACGGUUAUCUACAGGGAGACGAUCAAGAUGCAGGCUUAUCACAGUCCGAAGGAUAAGCUAUUCCCGGGUGAUAAGUUUAUGAUAAGGUUCCGGAUCUUGAAAGAGGGUAACAUCACGAUCACUCUGGAUGACAACGAUCGGAAGCCUCUGUUGAACGUGUUUGAUGUUCAUGGUCCGCUGGACGUGAAGUACAUAAGCUUCGGGUCGCGAAUGAACGCCUAUCCGAUAACGUUUCACUUCAAGUGCGAUCAGGACAUCCCAAGUACUGAGGAACCUCAUGCAGAUGCCCUUCAUGGAUGCCCGGUUUGUCCCAAGCAGAAGUGUGAAGUGAUCGUGAAGGCAUGUGCCGAUAAUAACAAGGACCCAGGUGCGUCCGACCCGGAGAAACAAAAAUAUUACUUCUACUUCAACAUGUAUCUGAGCAACAAGAACAAAGCGAAGAACUCGGCUGCCCAACUGAAUUGAACCUCUUCGCCGCGAGUUUGGGGUUGCAAUCUAGACGUACAUAUCCACAUCGUUUUAUACCAGAAUAAAUACCCUCAAUUUAUCCGGGUAACGAUCGAUUGCACAGUUUUAUU